This is a messenger RNA of Papaver somniferum (opium poppy), 2578 nucleotides long. Its product is annotated as probable polygalacturonase. The record is from RefSeq and is a predicted model, not a curated record. Gene Ontology annotation, molecular function: polygalacturonase activity. Gene Ontology annotation, biological process: carbohydrate metabolic process. Lineage: Eukaryota; Viridiplantae; Streptophyta; Magnoliopsida; Ranunculales; Papaveraceae. The transcript has 6 exons. Bases 191 to 1564 code for a protein of 457 amino acids.
UACCAUCCAUUAUUAUUAUUAUUAUUUUCUUCUAAAAGAAUCUCUCUAUACUUAAAAAAACCAAAAUACUCUUUCUUCUUCUUCUUUUUUUCUCCAGAGAUUGUUGCUAUUGACAUCUCUGUUUCUUCUUCUUGUUCUGUUGUCUCUUCAAUUUUGACUCAUCUUGAAGAAGAGGAAGGAGAAGAAGCUCAUGAAGAGGCUAGUGGCAUUGUUAUUUCUUUUGUUACUGAAUAAUGGCGCUGUUGAAAUUUAUGGAGAAGGAAGUGACUGGGGAUGCAAAUAUAACAAGGGUUUAGAACCACGACCUCAUAGUGUAUCUAUAAAUGAGUUUGGAGCAGUUGGAGAUGGAAAAACACUGAAUACUCUUGCCUUUCAGAAUGCUAUCUUCUAUCUCAAUUCUUUUGCGGACAAGGGUGGAGCACAGCUCUAUGUGCCUCCAGGGAGAUGGCUAACUGGAAGUUUCAAUCUCACCAGUCACCUCACACUUUUCUUGGCAAGGGGUGCUCUCCUCCUUGGAUCCCAGAACAUCUCACACUGGGAACUAAUUGAACCCUUGCCGUCAUAUGGCAGAGGGACUGAACAUCCGGGAGGAAGAUAUCGCAGUUUGAUAACAGGAUAUAACUUAAAAGAUGUUGUGAUAACAGGUGACAAUGGAACAAUUGAUGGCCAAGGUUCUGUUUGGUGGGACUGGUAUACGUCCCAAUCCUUGAAUUACAGUCGCCCACACCUAGUGGAAUUUAUCAGUUCCGAUGAUGUCGUGAUUUCAAAUCUGACCUUCUUGAAUUCCCCAUACUGGAAUAUUCAUCCAGUUUAUUGCAGCAAUGUGCAAGUUCUGAACAUAACAGUACGCUCUCCAUCUGAUUCUCCUUUUACCGAUGGAAUAGUGCCAGAUUCUUCUGAUAACAUAUGUAUAGAGAACUGCACUAUCAGUGUUGGGCAUGAUGCGAUUGUGCUCAAGAGCGGUUGGGAUGAGUAUGGAAUCACAUAUGGAAGACCCACGACACAAGUCCACAUCAAGCGGGUUCAACUUCGAGCAUCUUUAGGCUCCGGCCUUGCAUUCGGCAGUGAGAUGUCUGGUGGGAUCUCAAGUGUGUUUGCAGAGCAUCUUCAUAUUCAUGACUCUUUCACUGGCAUUAAUCUGAAGACUACCAAGGGCAGGGGAGGUUAUAUAAAAGACAUUCUUAUUUCCGAUGUUGCAGUGGAAAAUGUCCAAAAGGCCGUUGAGGCCUCCGGUCAUUUUGGAGCACACCCCGAUGAAAACUUUAAUCCCGACGCUCUUCCAAUUGUUGAUGGCAUUACAUUGAAGGAUAUGGUUGGCAAAAACAUUUCUAGAGCUGGAAACUUCAUUGGAAUCCAAGAAUCUCCUUUCACUUCUAUUUGUCUAUUCAAUAUCUCAUUAUCUACGGCUUCAGACCCUUCCACUUCAUGGGCUUGUUCAAAUACGUUUGGAUUCUCCCAAUCAGUGCUUCCAGAACCUUGCCCCGAGCUCCAAAGCUUAUAUUCAAACUCUUCUUCUGUUUGUUAUUCUCUGGAACCUUCUGCUGGGUACUCCGCAGCCCUGUGAGAAUAUCAACUCCUUCCUUUUUUUAUCAUACCCCACUGUACAAUGUGUCUAAAUUUCUUCUAUUUGUGGACUCGAAUUCUUUCCUCAAUAAAGUGCAGACGUCAACCUGCACCACUCCAGUUCCAAUUCUUGAUUUUCGAUUUAGAUGAAGUAGUAAUAUCCCCGUCCGGCAGCAGCUUUUUAUGUACAGUUCCAAUUCUUCAUUCAUGUGCAAGGAAAUUUUUGGUAGUGUGAAAUAGAGCUGGCAAUCCGAGCCAAAACCCGCGGGUUGGCCCGUCCCGUCCCGUACAAACCCGUGCCCGUCCCGGAUCGUAACUAAACAAGACGGGCGCGGGUUGUAUAAUUAGUGGCUUGUGAAUAAACGGGUUAACCCGUCCCGUCCCGUGCAACCCGCGAGUAACCCGGCUCAGUCCCCACCCACAUCCACUUAGGCUGCGUGUCACACAAUGACACAAUUAGCUGUUACGUGUCAUGUUCUUUCUUCCUCAUAUAAAAACGAAAAAACCCUAGGCCGCCUUCAUCUUCUUUCUUCCUCUUUUUUUCUUCUUCCCUGGCCUGCUGAGUCUCCUGACUGACAGAUUUUCACAGAUUCACAGAACAACAAAUCGAAAAAUUAUUAGAUCUAAAGAUCAAAGGCAGGUAAUCAGAUUUUCCUAUUUGUUUUCUUCUUUAUAUAAAUUUUUUGAUUAGCUUGAAUAACAAAUUGUUUGAAGUCUUGAAGAGAAAAACAAGAGCGAAUUGAUUUUCUGGGUUCGUGAAGAUCGGAGGAGAAAAUUGAUUGAAUUUGUUUGGCCGUCUGUUCGAUUAAUAAUAUGUAAGAUGUUUUUUUUCAUUCGAUUUGAGUUCAAUCUUCAGUUUGACUUGUAAUUUGACUUGUUCUUAGUAGAUCUAGUUGGUUUGAUUAAGGUUUUGAGAUGUAAUUUGGGUGGAUUUGUUUGAAUUUCACAUGUUUUAGUUUAUUGUAUGAUUGUAAUUGGUGAUGAUUAUAUAUACAAGUUCUGUUUGAUUUGGUCA